AUGUUCGGUUUUCUUUCGUCUUUGGCAGCCAUUUGCAAGGCGCUUGACGCCGUCACUUUCGCGGUCGUUAUUGGCGGAGGAGGUGUGUUCAGUGAAAAGAGGCAUGCAAUAACAACGAAUUGCUCUCUUAGCAUCACAGGGACAGCGAUGGUGGCGAGAACGGCUGCUGCUGUUACUUUUCAAUUCGAUAAUCACAAUCUGCCAUCGCUCGUCAACGCCGAAAUUUUUUUUUUUUUAGUGUAUUUUCCUUUUGGUUUUGUCUCUCUUACCAUUUAUAAGAUUUCGCACUUCCACUUUUUUAACGCCACCAAUCAUUAUCUACCUAUCUAUCUAUCUAUCUAUCUAUCUAUCUAUCUAUCUAUCUAUCUAUCUAUCUAUCUAUUUCAAUUUCAGAUAUCUACACGUACCUAUCAAAAUAUAAAUGCACCCAUAAAUUGCUAUGCAACUAUUGAGAUGUAUGUAUAUAUGACCAUCAAUCUAUCUAUCUAUCUAUCUAUCUAUCUAUCUAAAUGGUAG
Molecule: messenger RNA, 516 nt
Organism: Acanthosepion pharaonis
Lineage: Eukaryota; Metazoa; Mollusca; Cephalopoda; Sepiida; Sepiidae
Source: the annotation of a GenBank genome assembly